Brenthis ino (lesser marbled fritillary) is the source of this 1998-nucleotide messenger RNA. The record is from the annotation of a GenBank genome assembly. Lineage: Eukaryota; Metazoa; Arthropoda; Insecta; Lepidoptera; Nymphalidae.
AUGGGUUGCGCUCAAAGUGAAAUAUCUCCACAAAAUGAAACUCCUCGAAAGGGCUGCACAGAUGUUUUGUGGCUUGUUAUUUACGUGAUAUUUUGGAUUUUAAUGAUAAUAAUAGCCGCAAUAUCGUUCGUGUAUGGUAAUCCUCUAAGGGUAAUUAAUGGUUAUGAUUCAUUUGGAAAUACUUGUGGAGUACAAAGUAAUAAGAAACUUACAAACUUUCCUCUAGCUGGUAUAAGUACUGCUGAUAAAAACUAUCUAUUCUUUAUGGACAUAAAAGAACUUCGAAGAUCUCUUAAGAUAUGUGUUAAACAAUGUCCAAACAAAAAGAUGGAAUCACUUUCCGAUAUUCAAGACUUUUAUAGGUCAACUGGAUCAAAUCUCUGUAGUUAUGAUGUAAAUUUAAAUAAUGUUCCAAGUGGACAAAAUUUGCAUAGCUUUGCAGGACCAUGUCCCACUUUGCCUGUGUAUGACUCUUUUCCCCUAUUAAAUAGAUGUUUCCCAAAGUCUGCAAAAGAUUUAGCUACUAAAGUCUUCACUGACUUUAACAAUUUGCUCAAUAGUUGGGAUACUAUAGAACAAAUGUUAUCUGAUCUUUAUUCUUCAUGGAAAGAAAUGAUAAUAUGUGUCAUAUUGGCAUUUAUUUGUUCCUUGAUCAUGGUUUCUAUUUUACACUUAUUGGCAUCUUUAGUAGCUUGGAUAUUUAUGAUCAUUGUAUCAAUCACAAGUGUAGCAGGAACUGUUCUUUUAUGGUAUACAUACUAUGAACUCAAAACAAAACAAAGAGAUUUCUCUGAAGCUGGGGCUUUUCUAUCAGAAAGUUUGAAAAAUGAUAGGGCAUUUCUGUGGUACUCAAUAAUAGCUACAAUUAUCACAGUAAUAUUAUUGGUGCUUGUGUGGGUUAUGAGAUCCCGAGUCUCUUUUUUGGCGGAAUUGUUUAAAGAAACAGCACAUUGUUUAGGUUCUAUACCAGCCCUCUUUUUGCAGCCUAUUGUGACUUUCUUUUUUCUAGUUCUGUUUUUCACAUUUUGGUCUCUCGUUAUGGUAUGCUUAGCGACUGCAAACUACCCAGGCAUACCAUAUGAAACAAACUUAUUUUUCAAUGGCACUCCAGCUGAACAUGUGGACAAUGCAGCAGUUCAAGUCCAAAAUAUAAAUAAGAGUGCAAGCUUAAAGAGCUUUGUGCUGGAGCCAAUACAAUUUGAUCCAAUGUGGGUGAAGAGUAUGUGGUGGCUGUGGUUAAUAUGCCUUAUUUGGGGCAGUGAAUUUAUAUUGGGCUGCCAACAGAUGACCAUCGCAGGAGCUGUUUCACACUGGUAUUUUAGAGGAGAACACGCGAACUCUUCGCCCGUGCUGUAUUCAAUAGGCAAACUUCUCAAAUAUCACUUAGGUUCCGUCGCUAAAGGAUCAUUUUUAAUUACCCUCUUUAAAAUUCCACGACUCAUCCUCACCUAUCUACAUGCGAAAUUAUCGGCGAAAGCGGAAAAGGGGUCGGAAUGUGCUAAGUGUACUUUAAAAUGCGGCAUUUGUUGUUUAUAUUGCUUUGAGAAGUUUAUACGCUACUUGAAUCAUAACGCUUACACCAUUAUCACCAUAGAAAGAUGUCAUUUCUGUAAAGCGGCAGCAAAGGCGUUUAGCACAAUAGUGAACAAUGCACUGCAAGUGGCAACAAUAAACAGUGUGGGAGAUUUUAUAUUGUUCUUGGGAAAAUGUAUAGUGACUGCAGUCACUGGCAGCAUUGGCUUGUUGAUGUUGAAGCGGAACACAAAUUUACAUUUCUUCGCAGUUCCCACACUUGUUAUUUGCAUAUAUUCGUUCUUCAUUGCACAUUGUAUACUGUCUUUGUAUGAGAUGGUAGUGGACGCUCUGUUCAUAUGCGUGUGUGAGGACCGCAACAUGAACGCUGUAGAUGGCAAGUGGAAGAACUCGAAGAUAGCCGAGCUGGGCGACGCCAAGCCGGCGGAGCGCGGCGGGGUGGAGCUGGAGGACCUGCAGGAGAAG